Messenger RNA from Colletotrichum truncatum, 1521 nucleotides. RefSeq names its product kelch domain-containing protein. The record is from RefSeq and is a predicted model, not a curated record. Gene Ontology annotation, molecular function: protein binding. Lineage: Eukaryota; Fungi; Ascomycota; Sordariomycetes; Glomerellales; Glomerellaceae.
AUGGUUACCCUUUAUUCGACACUUCGCAACUUUCCGGCAGCGCUGCUCGCCUUCGCCGCAGCCGUCGAAGCUCAAAAUGUUGGACAAUGGGGUCCCAUGAUUACGUUCCCUGUCGUCCCCGUCUCUGUAGCAUUGCUUCCUGAGACAGGAAAUAUGCUGGUUUGGUCCAGUGGUUGGCCUAACCGCUGGACAAACGCUGGCAACGGAAAGACCUACACGUCGCUUUAUGACGUUAAGACUGGAAAGGUUGGCGAGGCGCUUAUUCAGAACACGCAACAUGACAUGUUCUGCCCCGGCACUUCGAUGGAUGAGAAUGGCCGCAUCAUCGUGACCGGAGGUUCAAGCGCUGCAAAGACCAGUGUUCUCGACUUCAAGAAGGGCGAGUCGUCUUCUUGGACGCCGUUGUCCAACAUGCAGAUUUCGAGAGGUUAUCAGUCAAGCUGUACUACCUCUGAGGGUAAAGUGUUUGUGAUCGGCGGCUCCUUCUCCGGAGCUGGUAGACGAGAUGGCGAGGUUUACGACCCCAAAACCAACACCUGGACGAAGCUGGCCGGAUGCCCUGUGAAGCCACUGGUCCAGCAGGCCGGCAUGUUCCCUGACAGCCACACCUGGCUGUGGUCGUGGAAGAAUGGAACUGUUCUCCAAGCUGGUCCUUCCAAGAAGAUGAACUGGUAUGAUACCAAGGGUACCGGUUCAACCACGCCUGCCGGCCUGCGUGGCACUGAUGACGAUGCCAUGUGCGGUGUCUCCGUCAUGUACGAUGCCGUAGCAGGAAAGAUUUUCACCUACGGCGGCGGCAGGGCUUAUACCGGAGUCACAUCUAGCAGCAACGCCCACAUUUUGACCGUUGGAGAGCCCGGCCAAGCUGUCCAGGUGCAGAAACUCCAGAAUGGCAAAUUCAACAGAGGUUUCGCAAACGCAGUUGUUAUGCCUGACGGCAAGAUCUGGAUCGUUGGCGGCAUGCGAACAAUGAGACUCUUCUCCGAUACCACUCCCCAGCUGACCCCGGAGCUGUUCGACCCGGCGACGGGCACCUUUACUCCCACUACCCCGCAUACUGUCCCGCGUAACUACCACUCCACGGCGCUUUUGAUGGCGGACGGCACUAUCUGGUCCGGCGGCGGCGGUCUCUGCGGCGCCAACUGCAAGGAGAACCAUUUCGAUGGACAGUUCUGGUCGCCACCAUAUCUGUUUGAAGCUGACGGAAAGACUCGCGCCAAGCGGCCAGUUAUCCAGACCUUGUCAAGCAACACUGUCAAGGCUGGCGAUGCCCUUACCAUCACUAUGCAAGAUUCUGGAAAGUACACGUUCAGCAUGAUUCGCGUCAGCGCAACCACGCACACAGUCAACACUGACCAGCGACGUAUUCCCCUUACUGGACAGAAUGGCGGCAACAACAAGGACUUUACUGUCAAUGUUCCGGGAGACUACGGAAUCGCAGUUCCCGGAUAUUACAUGCUUUUUGCCAUGAACGAGGCUGGAGUGCCUUGCGUGGCUAAGUUCUUCAAGGUUGCUCUUUGA